UUUCGAACGCGUGUUGAACUCCCGCGUUUUUGGAAUCUGUCAAAUUAAAAGUUCUUGAAUGUGUUGAAAUGAGUUGUGUUAUUUAUUUAUUUAACGAAUCUUUUAGUGAUUUUUGAAUAUAUUUGUAUAUUUCAUAGUUUAAAUAAUAAUUUGUUUUCUUAUUAUAUCAUACAUCAUAUUAUCAUACAUCAUAUCAUCAUGAAAAAUAGUAAAUCGCCAGAAAAUAUAGAAGUAACUCCCUCGAAAAAGAAAUUAAAGCAAGCUCGUCUCCCUUUUAAGUUGAUAAGUGAAACUUCACCGUCACCUGUUCCUCCUCAAACAAGGAAAAGAAAACUUUCAACGCCUGAUCCUGAAUCUGUCACAAAGAUCGGUAAAAUAAGUAACGAAAAUGACUUAGUAGAUAACUUGGUCGUCAUUAGUGAUGAUGAUUCUAAAGACCAACAAGUGUGUCCAGAAAUAGAGAAACCUAUAAAUCCUUAUGUUAAAUUAGUCGACACUGUUUUUAAGAAAAAGCAACUUCAAAAGUCAAAAAAGAAGAAAGCACUGAAAAAAAGAAUAUCAAAAGAUUUGAAUGUAUCUGUAGAAUGCAAUGAGAAUGAUAUUUCUAUCAACAAAAGUAGUGGUGAUGAAGUCAUGGAGGUAGAUUUACAGCAUGAUAAUGUAACUGAAACUGUUGAGAAGGAAUCACAUGUCAAGGAAGACAACAGCGGACCAGACUGUAAACAAAGUCCUAUAAAAAUAGAUAUAAAUAUAUCAAAAGACACAUGUUCUUCAUCUAAAAAUGUUGACACUUCUAAAAAAGAUCAACUGGAAACUAUAAAUUUAGAAGAUGAAUGUGAUUCUAAUGUUGAAGUUAGUAAAAAAUACCAAAAUAAACAAAUUAUAAAUGUUGAUAUUGAGGCAACAAUAAAAUCUACUUGUGAUACUCAAAAUGAAGAAAUGAGUAAAAAUGAGGAAACUGAGCAAUCUUUGAUUGAGAAAAAAAUAACAAAUGACAAAGAAGCUUCAAAGAGGAGUACUAGAAAUAAAGUAGAUGAACAUAAUCAAAGUAAAACGAGCAAUAACUUUAAUGAAACACUAAAUUCAAACCCUACUACUCCAAAACAUAAUAGGAGUUCUUCAGCAAAUAGUCAUGGAAAUGAAUCUCUAAAUGAAUCAACUACAAAUUUAACUCCUAAACAGCUUCAGAAAAAAAUGGAAUCGGCUAAAAAGAAAGAAGAAAGGGAAAAAGAAAAACUAGAAAGAGAGCGAAAGAGGCAACAAGAAAAAGAUGAGAAAGCAAAAUUAAGACAAGAAAAGGAGGAACAAAAGAAAAAAGAAAGAGAAGAAAAGGAAGAAGCAAAAAGGAAAGAAAAGGAAGAAAAAGAAGAGCAAAAAAGAAAAGAAAGAGAAGAAAAGGAGAAACAGAAGGAAUUGGAACGAAAAUUAAAAGAGGAAAAAGAAGACCAAAAACGGAAAGAAAAAGAAGAAAAGGAAGAACAAAAAAGGAAGGAAAAAGAAGCAAGAGAGGAAGAAAAGCGAAAGAAACAAGAAGCUUUGGAAUUGGAGAAACAAGAACAAGAAUUAAAGAAAAAGAAAGCUGCAGAGGCUUUUGUAAACUUCUUUGUUCCUAAACAAAAAAUUGAAAAAGACCAAAAUAUUGUUGAUCUCAUAAGUAAAAGUAGUGUACUUUCAAGCUUUACAAUUAAAGCUGAUAUGAGAUUGGCUCCUAUUGUUAGAACCAACUUAGAUGAAAGUAAACGGCAAGAGCUAGAUACUUUUUUGGAAAAACAAGACAAAGAAUUAUCAGCAUUAUAUUUGAAGGAACUUAGAAGUGGUAUCUCUAAACCACUUUCAAGUGGAAAGACAUGGCCACUUGAUGAUAAAGAUGAUGAUGUCAUGAUAAUUGAAGACGAGUUACCUCCUCUUAGUGGUACAGGAGAGGUUAUUACAUGUGACAGUGCUAUAAGGGAGAAACUCCGUCCGAAACUGUUAAGCUUCCAUGAGAAUAGGCGUCCACCAUACUGGGGCACAUGGAGAAAAAAGAGCACAGCUGUUAAACCUAGAAGACCUUUUGGCCAGGAUGAGAAACAAUUGGACUAUGAAGUGGAUAGUGAUGAAGAAUGGGAAGAAGAGCAAGAAGGCGAAAGUAUUGAUGGUAGUGCUGCCGGUAGUGAUGAUGAACAGGAUGCUGACGAGUAUGAGGUUGACAAUGAAGUUUUUGUGCCACAUGGAUACCUUAGUGAUGAGGAAGCCACAAUGGACGAAGAUGAUGUAUUGUCACUAUCCCCUGAAGCACAACAAGCUAGAUUGAAACAUUUAGAGGAUGAAUUUGAAUCUGAAAUGAGGAAACCAACUGAAAAAUUAAAACCAAGAUUGUAUGGGUUAUUGUGGGAAACAAGUGAUGGUGGAAAACCUGAGCACUGUGUGGAUGCUCUAUGGAAUUAUUUUGGGAAAUUAUCCAUGAUUAUGAAUGAUCCAACAUCACUAUUAACAUCUUCAAUCGAACCAGAGGAAUCUGAGAAGAAAAAAGUUAAAAAGAAGAAGCUACCAGAACUAGAAAAUCAAAGUCCAAAAAGUGAUAAAAAGAAGAAGGAAAAGAAAGAAAAAGAAUCUAAACCUAAAGGAGAUAUCAAGAAAAACACACCAGAGGUUAAGAAAAAUCAACCCGGUAUAAAUUCAUUUUUAACUAAAAUUAAAUCUUAAAUUUUUUUAUUAAACAUUUAAAAAUUAUUUUAUAUAAAUGGUGCAAGUUAUUAGUGUCAUGAUAAUUAUUAAUAUUUAAAUAGGUACAUACCUAUACACCUAUAUGCCUGUAUUUUAAUUUCUUAACUCUGUUUUAGUUAUCUAUAUGUUGAUGUUAGUUAAAUUAUAAAAAGCACAGAUUUUUAAGUGUAAAAUUACAAUAAUCUCUAUGUAUUUAUGUACCAGUGGAACCAUAAAGCAUAGUUGAGCUAAAGUUUUGCAUAAAAUCUCUGUGAUUUAUGUAUCAUAAGAAAGAUUUUUAAGUAAAGGAGAAAAAGUAUUUCACUCAAGUGAAGCCUUGGUUUCCUUGUAACAUAUUUCAAUCUGUAUUUGUCGCAGUAUAGAUGUUUAAUAACAUCUAAUCUAUGUCUAAACUUUCCAACAAUUUUAGCUAAAGUGUAGUAUAAACCGUAAUAUUGGUACCAGACUUAUGUAUAUUUACCUAUUUUAAUUGAAAAAUGUUAUUAAGUUCAUUGUAAUCAUAAUGAUGAUGAGUCGUGUGAUUUUGACUGAGAUAUAAUUUGUGUAAAUAUCAGAUGUUCACUUCUUUUAAGUCUAGUAAAUUACUAUAAUAAUUAUUAUUAUUCAAUAAAUAAAAUAUUUGCUUCU
Molecule: messenger RNA, 3333 nt
Organism: Galleria mellonella (greater wax moth)
Lineage: Eukaryota; Metazoa; Arthropoda; Insecta; Lepidoptera; Pyralidae
Product: chromatin assembly factor 1 subunit A
Exons: 6
Coding region: 199-2685 (828 amino acids)
Biological process (GO): nucleosome assembly
Cellular component (GO): CAF-1 complex; nucleus
Source: RefSeq, a predicted model, not a curated record